Messenger RNA from Microbotryum saponariae, 765 nucleotides. NCBI's taxonomy places the organism in Eukaryota, Fungi, Basidiomycota, Microbotryomycetes, Microbotryales, Microbotryaceae. The record is from the annotation of a GenBank genome assembly.
AUGAAAAAGGAAUCGUGAGUACUGUCCUCAUCGAGAACUAUCCGGGCGAACGUGUACAUCGGGGCAGAGGAUCCUGAGCGCCAUUCUGUUGCCUGCGCCCUCGUCCAGUCUGACCAUCAACGACACCGAAUCGAGCGAGCCGAUAUCACUGAGUCUUUCUCGAAACGACAUCCUGAGAAGGAUCGAAGAUGAUCGAGAAAGGGUGCGUCGAAUCCAACGACCUUGUUCUCCGCCUAACCUACGCUAACCAAACUUGCCAUCUCGGGCCCAAUUCAGCACAAACGCCUGCGCGAACGGAUCUGGGUCCUCCCCAUCCCGACCUCCCUCUUCAUCAUCCCGACCGCAACUUCCAACCCGACCUUGUCGAACCUCAGUUCGAUCAAACCUUCUCCGAUCUCACCCGCCAGUCCAUCCGAACCCCCGUCCUCGAGAAUCCACAAGACCAAUACUUCUUCCUCGACUUUGGCACCGUCGACUUCAGGAGCGGCUGUACAGAGAGGUCCCGAGGUGCCGAUCGAUUUGGAAUUCGAACAGACUUGGGCGAGGUUGAAUGAAGAGAGGCAGUUCGCCGAGUUGGAACGAAACGACCGCGAAGGGGAGGGUUCGAAUGGGCACGAGGAAGGGAAAGGUGAAGGGAGGGCGAGGAAAAAGAGAAAGGCUGAAGGGGAUCAGAUGAUGGAGGAAGAGAAUGGCACGUCGAAAUGGCCUUUCGAUGAGAGUGAACUGAGAGCGAUGAGGAUCGAGUAUGAACGAUGCUUUGCAUAG